AGCCCUGCCUGACGCGCGGCCGCUCCCCUGCGCAGGCAUGGAUAACUUCGAGUACAGCAUCCAGCUGAACGACCGCGAGUGGGCCGAGUUCCUGCGGGCGUCCGAGGAGUGCAGCCUGGCGCCGGCCUCGCUGGCCACGGCCGAGGAGCAGAGCCUCAGUGACAUUGAGCCCGGGGACGGCCGGGGCCGGGACCGUCCCCGCGGCACGGCCGGCGUGCCCGCAGCGCGGCCGGGCACCGAGCCAGCGCCGGGCACGGCCGGCCCGGCCCCUCGCGGGGACACCGGCGACACCGGCGAGCGCGGGCACGGCUCGGCGCCGCUGGCGGGCAGCGAGGACGAAGCGGAGCGGGGCUCGGCGGGCACGUUCCCGUGCCCGGCGGCCGCUGCCAUGCCCAGCGCCCAGCGGAGGCUGCCGGCGCAGGGCGGCCCCGGGCAGGACGCGGCGGCCGGGGGCGGCCGGGCCGCGGAGCCCCCCGGAGCCCCCGAGCACGGCGGGGACGCGGCAGGGGGACGAGCCCCGCCGGCAGAGCCGGGAGCGGCGGCACGGCCGGCGACGGUGGCACAGCCGGAGGCUCCAGCAGCCUCUGCCCCCGCGGAGGGAGCGGCCGGGAAAAGCGCUGCCCCCGCCGGGCCCGGGCUGCGGGGACCCGCCGGGGACCCCCCGAGCCCGUCCCCGGGCGCGGGGCCCAGGCUGGCACCGGAGGAGGAGAAGGCGGGCACGGAGCCGAGCUCCCCGGGCGGAUCCCCCGGCGUGGUGCGGCCCAAGGUGCCGGCGCAGCCCAGGAAGAGCCGCAAGCAGCGCGGAGCCGGCGGCCCCGAGGGGGACAGGGACCCCGCGGCGGCUGCCGCCGGGAAGGCACCUCCGGGCUCCCCGGUGUCCCCUCGGAAGGGCAGAGGGAAGGACAAGGCGGCCAAGGCAGCGCUGGCGAGGCUGGGCAGCGAGGAGGCGGCGGAGAACAAGCGGGCGCUGCCCGGCCCCGGCGCGGACGGCGGCGAUGCCCCAAAGCCGCGGGGGAAGGAGCCGGGGGCGCAGGGCCCCGCGAAGGCGAAGGCCACCAAGCCCCCAAAGGCAGGGCAGGCCGCUGGCUUGGGCGUACGUGACAGUGUCCCAGCGGUCCCUGGCGACGGAGCCGCGGCUCCUCCAGGAGAGGCGAGCCAGGAGAUGCCAGGGAAGCCAUUCCAGCCCGGGAACGUGGCAGCGUUCGGAGGGAAUGCUGCUGAGGGGGCUGGGGGGGAGCCUGCUGCUGAGAUCCCUGGAAUUGCUGCUCCUGAGAUCCCUGGAAUUGCUGCUCCUGAGAUCCCUGGAAUUGCUGCUGCUGAGAUUCCUGGAAUUGCUGCUCCUGAGAUCCCUGGAAUUGCUGCUGCUGAGAUUCCUGGAAUUGCUGUUGGUGAGACCUCCAGGAAGUCUGGAGCUGAGAUUCCCAGGAAGCCCUCAGAGACCCCUGAGGUUCCUGCAGCUGUGAUUCCCAGGAAACCUGUACCCGAAAGCCCUUGGGAGCCUGCAGCUGGGAUCCCCAGGACUCCUGCAGCUGGGAUCCCCAAGAGUCCUACACUGGGGAUCCCUUGGGAGCCUGCAACAGGGAUCCCCAGGAUUCCUGCAGCUGAGUUCCCCAGGAUCCCUGCCGUUGAGAUCCCCAGGAUUCCUGCAGCUGAGUUCCCCAGGAUCCCUGCCAUUGAGAUCCCAUGUGAGCCUGCAGCUGAGAUCCCCAGGAUCCCUGCCAUUGAGAUCCCGUGUGAGCCUUUAGGUGGGAUCCCCACAGUUCCUGGGGCCAGGAUCCCCACGGUUCCUGCAGUUGGGAUCCCCACGGUUCCUGCAGUUGGGAUCCCCGCGGUUCCUGGGGCCGGGAUCCCCACGGUUCCUGGGGCCGGGAUCCCUUGGGAAGCUGUGGCUGAGCUGCCCAGGGCCGUGAGCCCGCUGGGCUUUGCUGCCGGGGCCCCUGGCAAGCCCAGCUGCCUGGAUGUGACCUGGCCCGAGAUGUACGAGUACCUGUUCUGCGAUUCCCAGGAGGAGGAGGAGCUGGGCAGCUCCCUGGAGGGCCGCAAAUCCCCCUUGCAGGGGGACAUCUCCUGGCCAGAACUCUACGAGUAUUUUUUCACCGAGCCAGAAGGAAGCAGGAAAAGAGGAGCAGCAGAGGAGCCCCGGGUGCUGAGCCACAAGGACAUGUGCCUCGUCUUCUGCGCCUUCGCCUCCUGGGCCGUGAAGACAUCUGACCUGCAGGCUCCGGAUGCCUGGAAGACCAUGUUCCUGGCGAGCUUUGGCACCCUCUCGGCCAUCCGCUACUUCCGAAGGCAGGUCAGGGAAGGGCAGCCCCGGACUUAACCCCGGCCGGAGCCGCUGCCCGGGCCCGGGGCUUCGUUGUGGGCAGCGGGAGGAGCCUGGAGCCAGCGCCAGGAGCUUCCCCGGCCCGGCCCCGGCGGGACAGGA
Messenger RNA from Lonchura striata (white-rumped munia), 2425 nucleotides. The record is from RefSeq and is a predicted model, not a curated record. Lineage: Eukaryota; Metazoa; Chordata; Aves; Passeriformes; Estrildidae.